AAGAGAGGCAUUAAUCUCUUUAUGGUUUUCAUAAUACUACUCAUGACACUUUAAAAGAAAAAAACAAGAAAAAGCUAGGCAAAAAUUCACGAUCAAAAUCACGGCUGAAGAAAGCUUGCUUGGAGCUUGGGAAACCUCAUAUUGGGUUAUAGCCCUAACUCAGUGUUCUCUCCCCCUUCCUCCAUUUCUCUGAGAGUUCUCCUACGUUGAGUAGCCCUAGGGAUUUUCCUCGCUUCUCUACCGAUUACACGUCAGUCUGGUCUUCCUUUUGUGGUACUUUCUGUAUUCAAGAUGGCGCGCGAUCUUGAUGGUGCCGGUGGGGGCGGUGCGGGCGGCAGCGCCACCCGAGAGGAGGCGUCGGUGAAAGUUCCCGCAAAGGACCCGAAGAAGAAGGAUGAGAAAAAGGAUGAAGAUCUCUCGGACGAGGACUUGGCGCUGAAGCAGCAGUUGGAGUUGUAUGUUGAAAGGGUUCAGGAUUCGGAUCCAGGUUUGCAGAAACUAGCGCUAGAGAGUAUGAGGCAGGAAAUUCGUACCUCAACAAGCUCUAUGACUUCAGUUCCAAAGCCAUUAAAAUUUUUGCGUCCGCAUUAUGGAACUUUAAAAGCAUAUUAUGAGACAAUGGGAGAUUCAGAUCUAAAGAAAUUCCUAGCAGAUAUACUCUCUGUUUUGGCCUUGACAAUGUCUGCAGAAGGAGAACGGGAAAGCCUGAAGUACAGAUUACUGGGUUCAGAAGGUGAUAUUGGUUCUUGGGGCCAUGAGUAUGUUAGAAACUUGGCUGGAGAAAUUUCGCAAGAGUAUGCAAAGCGGCAGAGUGAAGAGGUCCCGAUUGAUGAUUUAAUGGAGCUUGUUCAACAGAUCGUUGCUUUUCACAUGAAGCACAAUGCUGAACCUGAAGCUGUAGAUCUUUUGAUGGAGGUUGAAGAUCUUGAUCUCUUAGUAGAGCAUGUUGAUAGUACAAAUUACAAAAGGACGUGCCUAUACCUUACUAGUUCAGCGAGAUAUCUUCCUGGACCAGAUGACAUGUUAGUUCUGGAUAUUGCUUAUGUGAUCUAUCUCAAAUUUGAAGAAUUCCCCAGUGCACUUCAGAUUGCAUUAUUUCUUGAUAACCUAGGGUAUGUGAAGCAGGUAUUUACAUCUUGUGAUGAUCUGCUGCAGAAGAAGCAAUUUUGUUACAUACUUGCUCGGCAUGGUAGUGCUUUUGAGCUUGAUGAUGACAUGAUAGCAGAUGAUGGAGAUAGGGAGGCAUCAACAGAGAUCAUAUACAACAGUAAAUUAAGUGAAGGCUAUCUCACCCUUGCUCGUGAUAUAGAGGUCAUGGAGCCCAAGUCUCCGGAGGAUAUCUACAAGGCGCACUUGCUGGAUGGCCGUGCUAGUGCUGGUGCAAGUGUUGAUUCAGCUAGACAGAAUUUGGCAGCUACAUUUGUCAAUGCAUUCGUGAAUGCUGGUUUUGGGCAGGAUAAGUUGAUGACUGUUCCAUUAGAACCUUCGAGUGGUGGUUCCUCAGGAAACUGGCUUUUCAAGAAUAAAGAACAUGGGAAAGCUAGUGCUGCAGCAAGUCUGGGUAUGAUCCUACUGUGGGAUGUGGAUUCUGGACUUGCGCAAAUUGACAAGUACUUGCACAGCAAUGACAACCAUGUCAUUGCUGGUGCAUUAAUAGGAAUUGGGAUUGUCAGCUGUGGUAUUAAGAAUGAUUGUGAUCCUGCUCUCGCUCUUUCAAGUGAGUACAUAAGUAGGGAGGAUCCAUAUAUCCGAAUAGGUGCAAUAAUGGGCUUGGGCCUUGCAUAUGCAGGUUCUCAAAAUGAGAUGAUACGUUGCAAAUUGCUUCCUAUACUUGGAGAUUCAAAAGCACCGCUUGAUGUAAUUGCUUUCACUGCAAUCUCAUUGGGAUUGGUAUAUGUGGGUUCUUGCAAUGAAGAUGUUGCUCAGGCAAUUGUCUUUGCACUAAUGGACCGAAGUGAGACGGAACUGGGGGAGCCUCUCAUUCGACUUCUGAUUCUAGGCCUUGGUCUUUUGUAUCUUGGGAAACAGGAUAGUGUGGAGGCCACAGCAGAAGUCUCAAAAACAUUUAACGAGAAAAUCAGAAAAUAUUGUGAUAUGACCCUGCUUUCUUGUGCUUAUGCUGGGACUGGGAACGUGCUCAAGGUCCAAACCCUUCUGGGUCACUGUGCGCAACAUCUUGAAAAGGGGGAAACCCACCAAGGUCCAGCUGUACUUGGAAUUGCUAUGGUGGCAAUGGCUGAAGAACUGGGCCUUGAGAUGGCAAUUCGUUCAUUAGAGCAUCUUUUGCAGUAUGGAGAGCAGAAUAUCCGUAGGGCUGUUCCUUUAGCUCUUGGUCUCCUCUGCAUUUCAAACCCAAAGGUUAACGUCAUGGACACAUUAAGCAGACUGAGCCAUGAUACCGAUACAGAAGUAGCAAUGGCUGCUGUCAUCUCCUUGGGUUUGAUUGGUGCAGGCACUAACAAUGCUAGAAUAGCUGGGAUGCUUCGCAAUCUUUCGAGCUAUUACUACAAAGAAGCCAGCCUUCUGUUUUGUGUGCGAAUUGCUCAAGGUCUUGUACAUUUGGGCAAGGGCUUAUUAACACUUUCUCCUUAUCAUUUAGAUCGAUUUUUAUUGUCACCGAUGGCACUUGCUGGAAUAAUAACCCUGCUGCAUGCGUGCUUGGAUUUGAAGACAAUCAUAUUGGGAAAAUAUCAUUAUGUUCUUUACUUCCUUGUUUUGGCAAUGCAGCCAAGAAUGUUGAUGACUGUGGAUGAGAACUUAAGACCUAUCUCUGUACCUGUUCGGGUGGGACAAGCAGUUGAUGUUGUUGGCCAGGCUGGGCGACCGAAGACCAUCACUGGUUUCCAGACUCACUCAACCCCAGUUCUUCUGGCUGCUGGUGAUAGAGCAGAACUUGCUACGGAGAAGUAUAUUCCCCUUUCUCCCAUUCUUGAAGGUUUCGUUAUUUUGAAAGAGAACCCAGAAUAUCGAGAAGAUCACUAAUUUGUUUGCCAAAGCAUCAAUGAAAUCAGUUGGACCCCAAACCACAACCACCUUUAUAGUUUGUAUGUGAACACUGCCGCAUUUUCAUCACCAGCUUUUUUGGAAUGUUAAAGAGGGGGUUUAAAUGUUACUUGGACUGCUCCGCUCCAAGCCAUAAUUUCACUAUUGUUAUUAAUUAUUUUUUUUGGGAGGGGGGGAAGAGGUGUGGGAUAUGGUUUUGGGGGUGGUGGUGGUGCCUGGUGGAAUGGGCUGUUUCCAUCGGACAGGUGAGGCUCGAGAGCUUCUUGUGGUUGUAAUGAGUUUUAACACAUGCUGGGGUUCUCCCAGUUUUAAUAGCUAAAUUUACGCGCUUGUAUUUUAUAAUGGAUUGGCUUCAUAUAAACUCCUGGCCAAUUAUUCAUAGGUGGAAAGCUAAUACAGCAGCAGGUGUUAUUUGAAUAA
Molecule: messenger RNA, 3423 nt
Organism: Malania oleifera
Lineage: Eukaryota; Viridiplantae; Streptophyta; Magnoliopsida; Santalales; Ximeniaceae
Product: 26S proteasome non-ATPase regulatory subunit 2 homolog A-like
Exons: 25
Coding region: 292-2982 (896 amino acids)
Biological process (GO): proteasome-mediated ubiquitin-dependent protein catabolic process; regulation of protein catabolic process
Cellular component (GO): proteasome regulatory particle, base subcomplex; nucleus; proteasome complex
Molecular function (GO): enzyme regulator activity
Source: RefSeq, a predicted model, not a curated record